AUGGGCGAGACCGAUAUCGACGAGCUCGAUGAAGCAGUACUCGAAGAGUAUUACGCCAUACUCCAGGUGUUCGAGGAGGUGCUCGUCUUCACGCAGACCGACCGAAAGCGCCACGCCCUGCAGCUUGCCACCGCCGGUAUGACGGCCGAACUGCUGCAGGCCAACGAUCUAACCGUAGCUGGCCUCCAGCAGUUCGGCCUGGACCCUCGGCCCAGCCUGGUCCUGCACAGCGCCCUCACCAAGCUGCGCCUUCGCUGGGCGGCUCCUGAGGCCGGCGUCGUGAGCUGCCCCGAGGGCCAGGCGGUCGAGUUCCAGAUCAGCCUGGCCGGCGGGUCGGGGGCGUUGCAGUACAGGUGGUACAAGCACGCACUGAGCCCGUCAGGCACACUCGAGAAGCGGCUGCUGGACUGCGACACGGACAGGCUGCGGCUGACGGCGGUGGACAUCAACGACAGCGGCCACUACUCGUUCUGCGUGACCGACCCCAGUGGCGCGCAGGUGCAAGCCGAGAGGCCGCUGUGGGAGCUGCGCGUGCGGCUGGUUCGCGACUUUGACGAGCUCGACGCGCGCGAGAGGUGGUACCAGUGGCUGGACGAGAUGGUUCCGCGGCCCCUCUUCCAUCUCGCCGAGAAGACCAACAAAGUCAUACUCGACGAGAUCGGCCUCGCGGUGCUCUUGCCUAUGUUCCAUUCGCGGGGGCGGGGCUACAUCAUGUUCAAGGUGACGGCCGACGGACCAGAGAAGGACACAUCAACGGUGAUUCCGUGCCGCAACAUGGACUUCCUGCAGGACAUCAUCGAGCUGCGCACCCUGGUGGCUCGGCCCACCGAGAUCGAGCACCUGCUGGAACAGGGCCGCGCCAGCACCGCACUGCUGCGAAACUACAUCAUCUCCGUGCUCGGCGGCCAGCCGCCCAAAGACGCCAACGGCGCAGCCCUGCGAGGCGGAGAAGCCCCCCUGCCCCCGGUCGACCUGAUCGAAGGGAAGGAGGAGCUCUCCGGCGCCCACCUCGGCGCCCGGUUCCUGGUGGGCCAGAACGGCAUCUACGCCCGCGGCUACUGCCAGCUUCCGGCCCCGCCCAGGCCCGACCUGAGCGUCACACGCAGGCCCGCGCCGGUGCCUCCCGGCCAAGAGGGCCUUGUGCAGAGUCUCCACUCGCGUGUCCAACGCCCCGCGGCCUUGGUUCCGGCCACCGGUGACAAGCCACUUCCGAAGCUGGUACUGGGUGACGUGCAGCCCGUGGCCAACGUUCACAAGAUGGCCGCGCAGAGCGUGGGCACUUCAAUGGGCAUCAGCCUGGCCAUCGAGCUGCUGCGGAGCGGGUACCUCUACAAGCGCGGACAGCUCUCGGGCAAGGCGGCGGCGCAGCAAAUCGCCAUGACGACGGCCACCGGCGGCCUCAUCGCCGGUGGCUACACCUACGCCAGCAUGGCCCUGCAGCAGCUCGCCGUGCGCCAGGCGGGCAACCUGGCAGGCCAGGCCGCCAGGGCUAUCCUACGCAGCCCGAACUUCGCCGUCGGGGCCGUGCUGGUCACCAUCUCGACCUGUGUCGACCUCUACCGCUGGAAGCGCGGCCACCUCUCGGGGCGACAGCUGCGCGAGAACGUGGUGGCGAACGUGGCCAGCACGGCCGCAUCGACGGCGGCCGUCCGCCAGGCCGACGACUACGCUCGCCGCCACCAACACGAGGCCACCGAACUCAAGCGCCUCCUCGACGAACAUCGCCAGCGCGCCGAGGCGCGGCUCGAGCGAGUGCAGAGCACGCUGCAGCGCCGAUUGGAGCAGGCCAACGAGAUGCUGCAGUACGAGCGCAACGCCAGGGACGCGCUGCAGACGGAGAAGGACGCGGUCGACUCCGAACUGCGCCGGACCUACGCGCAGUCCUCCAAUGAGCGCCUGAAGCUCGAGCGCGAUCUCAAGGACGCCAAGGACCACGUCAGUCGACUCCUGGAUGCGCGGGCUCGGCUGGAGUCGGAGGUGCACAAGCUGGACGUGGUGGCGGCGCGGGUGACCGAGCUCGAGCACGAGUACGCCACGGCGCAGCGCAGCGCGAACAAGCUCCAGUCGGAGCUCAAGUUCGUGCGGGAGCAGUACGAGCGGGCCGAGCUCGACAAGAAGGAGGAGCGCGACGGGCGGCGGCGGCUCGAGGAGGAGCUGCGCGUGGUGCGGGGCCAGCUCGAGGACCUUCACACCCGCUCCAAGAGCCAGCGCGAGGAGCGCGACUCGGCCCAGCGCGCGACGAUGGACGAGGAGUACCUCCGCAAGGUCCUGCGCGAGAAGGAGUCGCUCGAGGUCCGCCUCGGCCACGCCGCCGUCAAGGAGGAGUCCGCCAACGCCCGCAUCGACGAACUCACCAGGGAGCGCGAGACGCUGGAGAGGGAGAGCGACAAGGUGCACAGGGAGCGGGACCGGCUGCAGCGCGAGCUCAAGGACUGCGAGCGCCGGGCCGAGGCCGAGAAGCAGCGGCGCACCGAUCUCGAGCGGGAGGUCAAGCGCCUGGAGCACGAGCUCGACGACGCCCACCGCAAGACGGCCGAGCUGCAGAGCCGCGGCGGCAGCAGCCGUGGUGGUGCCCCUGCCGCGGUCAACGCCGAGGUCGAGGCCGAGCGCAGGGUGCGAGAGCUCGAGAAGCGCUGCGAGACCGAGCGGCGGGAGAAGGACGAGAAGGAGCGCGAGGUGCGGCGGCUCAAGGACCUGUUGGCCGAGCUCGAGAGCAAGCAGGAGGAGACGCAGAGCCGCGAGCAGCGCGCGACGUCGGUGCGCGAGAAGAAUGUCGCCCGGGAGCUUGAGGAGGCUCGCGCGCAGGCGGAGAAGCUCAAGCGCGAAGUCGACGCCGAGCGAACCCGCAGAGAAAAGGCCGAAGAGCAGGGCCUCAAAGCCGACCAUCUUGCCAAAGACUGGGAGAAGAAGUACAAGGCCGGGCUCAGUUCGGCGAGCGGGGCGUCGGACGCGCUGAACGCCGAGGUGGCGCAGCUGACCGACAAGCUCAGGAAGGAGGGCGACCGGGCCAGGGAGGCCGACGCCAAGGCCAAGCAGCUGGGCGACGAGGUGGCCAGGCUCGACGAGGACCUCGAGGACCUCCGACUGGCCCACGCCAAGCUCGAGAAGGAGAAGAAGCUGCUGCAGGUCGACAAGGAGGAGCUCGAAGAGGACGUGCGCACGCUCGAGGACAAGCUCAGGCUCGCGGUCACCAGCAAGGCCGCCACGAGCGACGACGUCGCCAAGCAGCACGAGGCGCAGGUCAAGGCCCUGGCGGCCAAGUUCGAGAAGGAGAAGGCCGGCCUGCUCAAGGACCAGGCCGAGCUCGAGGCCCAGGUGGUCCAGCUGCGCGAGGCGGCGCGUAACGCCGAGCGCGCACGCGACAAGGCCGCGCAGGACCUGAAGGCUGACGCCGCCGGCAAGCUCGACACGCUCACCGACAAGGUGGCGGCGCUCGAGAAGGAGAAGGCGGCCGCGCAGGGCGAGAAGAAGGCGGCCGAGGAGGGCGCGGCCCAGCUCGCGGCCAAGCUCAAGCAGCUCGAGGCCCGGCUGGCCGACGCGGAAAAGGCCGGGGCCGCCCAGGCGGGCGACGCCGGCAAGAAGGCCGACGCGGCCGUGGCCGCGGCCCAGGCCCGCGAGAAGGAGCUGCAGCGCGAGCUUGAUGCGCUCAAGGCCCAGCUCAAGUCGGUCGAGGCCGAGAGCGUCAAGACGCGGGAGGACCUGCACAAGGAGGUGGCCGAGCUCAAGAGCGCCCGGCAGGCACAGACGGCCGGCACGGCCCAGGCUCAGGCCCAGCAGCAGGAGCUCCAGGCCAAGGACGAGCUGCUGCGCAAGGCCGAGGCCGAGAAGCAGCAGUUGCUGGCCCAGCUCGACGCGCUCAAGUCGGCUGCCGCUGCUGCGCAGACGACGGCCAGUAACGGCGCUGCGUCGGCCGAGGACAAGGCCAAGCUCGAAUUAGAGAACGCGCGGCUGGCCAGUCAGGUCGAGGAACUCAAGGCCGCCCUAGCCGCCACUGCCAAGCAGCCCGCACCCACCCCCGAAGGCGAUGGCGGGACCCGCCGCCGAGCAGUCACCACCGCCGGUGGCGAGCCGAGGGGCAGCAUCAUCGGAGCCGCCAUUGAUGCGAACCAGUCCACUGCGCCCAAGCUCUCGCACCCGACGGCCAACCGGGCGGUGCCGAAGCGCGCCCACAAGACGCAGAACGCGGCGAAGCUGCUGGAGGAGAAGCGGGACAGGGAGCUCGGGGAGACGCAGAGCAAGGAGGCCCAGGAGGAGACCGACGAAGAGCGCGAGGAGCGGGAGCGGAAGGAGAAGGCCGAGCGCGUCAAGCGCAUGGCGGCCUCCUCUGGCAUGGGCGGCAUGGGCGGCAUGGGCAUGAUGGCCAUGGGCAACAUUGCCGCCGCUGCCGCGCAACGAGGUCGUGGUGGAAAGGCGGGCGGAGGUCGGGGCAGGGGCGGCAAGUAG
Molecule: messenger RNA, 4443 nt
Organism: Acanthamoeba castellanii str. Neff
Lineage: Eukaryota; Discosea; Longamoebia; Acanthamoebidae
Product: M protein repeat domain containing protein
Exons: 11
Coding region: 1-4443 (1480 amino acids)
Source: RefSeq, a predicted model, not a curated record